AUGCAGUCCAGUUCAGUCCAGUCCAGUCCAGUCCUGUCCAGUCCAGUCCAGUCCAGUUCAGCCCAGUCCAGUGCAGUCCGGUCAAGUCGAGUCCAGUCCAGUGCAGUUUCGUACAGUCAUGUCCACUCCAGUCCAGUCCAGUCCAGUCCAUUCCAGUUCAGUUUAGUACCGUUAAGUCCACUCGAGUCCAGUCCAGUUCAAUCCAGGCCAGUCCAGUCCAGUCCUGUCCAGUUCAGCCCAGUCCAGUCCCGUCCGGUCCAGACCAGUCCAGUCCAUUUCAGUUUUGUCCAGUCCAGUCCAGUGCAGUCCAGCCAAGUCCAUUCCAGUCCAGUCCAGUCUUAUCCAGUAGAGUUCAACCCAGUCCAGUCCAUUCCAGUCCAUGCCAGGCCAGUUUUGUCCAGUCCAGUCCAUUUCCAGUACGGUCCAUUCCAGUCCAGUCCACUCCAUUGCAGUCCAGUUCACGACAGUUCAGUACAGUCGAGUCCAGUCCAGUCUAGUGCAGUUUCGUUCAGUCAGGUCCAGUGCAGUCCAGUCCAUUCCAGUCAAGUCCAGUACACUCCAGUCCAGUCCACUCCAUUCCAGUCCAGUCCAGUCCCGUACAGUCAAGUCCAGUCCAGUCCAGUCCAGUCCAGUCAAGUCCAGUCCAGUCCAGUGCAGUCCAGUCAAGUCCAAUCCAGUCCAGUGCAGUUUAGUACAGUUAAGUCCACUCCAGUCCAGUCCAUUCCAAUCCAGGGCAGUCCAGUCCGGUCCAGUCCAACCCUUUCAGUACAGUCCAGUCCAGUCCGGACUAGUGCAGUUUCGUACAGUCAAGUCCAGUCCAGUCCAGUCCAUUCCAGUCAAGUCCAGUCCAGUCCAGUCCAGUCCAGUCCAGUCCACUCCAGUCCAAUCGAGUCCAGUCCAGUCCAGUGCAGUCCAGUACAUUGCAGUCCAGUCCAGUCCAGUCCAGUCCAGUCCAGUCCAUUCAACUCCAUUCCUUUCCAGUACGGUCCAGCCCAGUCCAGUCCAGUGCAGUCCAGUGCAAUUUCGUACGGUCAAGACCACUCCAGUGCACUCCAGUACAGUCCAGUACAGUCCAGUCCAGUCCAGUACAGUACAGUGCAGUCCAGUGCAGUUUAG
Echinostoma caproni is the source of this 1116-nucleotide messenger RNA. Lineage: Eukaryota; Metazoa; Platyhelminthes; Trematoda; Plagiorchiida; Echinostomatidae. The record is from the annotation of a GenBank genome assembly.